AUUAUACGCACGAGUGCAGGUACUGUAAUCGGUGAGUUAAUUUUACCACACAAAGAGAUCACUCAGAUUCAAAAUGUUCACUAGCCAUCAGUUCAAACUUCGAAACUGAGAAGAGAAGAACGCAGAAACAAGAAAGAGUAAACCGAGGAAGAUAUUUUAAAAAUACAGAUAAUUUUAUAAACAGCAAAUAAUCAUCAUUAGAACAAUUUAUGAACUCACGAGAAUGUCUCGAUCGACAAGAAUGCAUAUGAAUUCGAGGGCGUCAACCAUGCAGGCCAACAAAGAACAAACUGGAGCAACUAUUCGCGGGAAAGACUACGUGGAUAGCAUUAGCCAUAAGGGUACCCAACCUACUGGAAAGAGAUCGGUUUUCAUGGAUCUGAGUAACAAACAACACCCUAAUCCCAAAGAUGCGAAAAGUGUUCCUGAAAAGAAGAUUCCUCUAAAGACCGAGGCAAAGAAAACCGCUCCUAUUCUGUCAAAAGUCUCCAAGAAAACAUCCAAGAAGGCGGUAUCUCUAUCUGCGUCACCUAUUAAAGCUACAGGAACAUCAAAAUCUAAGAACUCUAAGCUACCAGUGAAAGUGGCAAAAGAAUUAAAGGUCACAAAUUCCGACUAUAUGAACUUGAGUAAGUUGGGAGAUGCACUCGAUGAAGUCCUUGCGUCAAAGCCAGUAGGUGUCCUUGACAUUGACACUGAGGAAACAUGCAUGUUUCGGUGCCCAGAGUAUGCUCAGGAUGUCAUCGAUUAUCUCAUGAGUAACGAGGCAAGGCUUGUUAAAGGAAAAGACUUCAUGAAGGCUGAUAAAGAUGUCAACCCACAUAUACGUGCAAUUCUCAUUGACUGGCUCAUUCAAGUUCAGGCACAUUUGAACUUGACACAAGAGACCCUCUACAUGUCGGUAAUGAUGCUGGAUGAAUUCCUGGUGAAGCAGCCCAUUACAUUGGCCAAAGUGCAGCUUCUGGGAUUAACAUGUCUUUUCAUCGCUGCGAAGUUCCACGAAAGGUUCCCACCAGAUAUAGCCGUCCUGACCCAUUUAACAGAGGAUACGUAUACCUUCAAACAGGUGAUCCGAAUGGAACUGAUCGUCCUCAGGAUACUGGACUUUGAUCUGAACUUUCCAUCACAAAAGGAGUUCGUAGAGCGAUAUCUACAAGCCGUCCCAAAUGCAGUGCAAAAACAUGGAAGAACGUUGAAGAAUCUUUGUUUAUAUCUGAUCGACAUUACUCUCCACGAUAUCAACAUGAUGGAAUACACUCCCUCAAUGAAGGCAGCUGCAAGUGUCUAUAUGGCACUGAAGGUAAGACGCACGCCAUAGGCCCAUAGCAGAAUGUACCCUUACUUGCUUGAGUGCUGCAUAAAUACAUAAUGGCAUUUUCUUACUGAAGACCUUAGCCACUGUGUCCUGGUUCGUAACACCAUUGUUUUGGGAUGCUGAAAGGUACUUGAGCCUGAAGUUGAGCCAUGGACCACUACACUUGUCUACUAUAGUACCUACCUAGAAUCACAGUUGGAGGAUAUUGUCCAUAUCUUUGCAAAGACCCUGCAGAAUGUCUCCAAAACACGCUUUAUGGGUGCUAUGAACAAAUAUGCCAGCAGGGCUGUGUACAAAUCAAUCAGCAAAAGUCCAAUUAUUACGAAGUCUGAGGUCGUCGAGAGUUUCGCUAAUCGGCAAUAGAGGGCCAGAGAAUAUGCGGCAACUUGCGUGGCCAUUCAACCAAAUCAUUCAAUGACAAUGACUAUAUUCUAAUCUGAAUGUAUGACAUUUGAAAAGAUGAUAGAUUGAACCUCUAAAUGGUUGAUUUAUCUUACGCAGUGGAGAUCCUGCGACAAUACUUGAUCUAGAGAUUGAACCUAUCACCGGGCAGCGUUAUGCCGGACAUACGGGCUUUGCUCGCCGGUCGAGUGUUUUCAGCGACGAAUGGCCAGUCAAAUUGUCUCUUCGUGAACCAGAUAUUUUGAUUGGACUCAAAAGUGCAUGCGCAUGUAGAUUCUAACCUGUGUCACGCUGUUGACUUUUCAUGUUGAGUGUGAAUGUUUAUAAUUGUUAUAUAUUGAAAUUCUAUUUAUUACGUUGAAAGUUUGAACCAAAGGAGUAAUACUGUACAAAAUCUGUGGCCAUUGGAGAAGUUGAAUAUAAUGCAUAGAUUUUGAACAAUAAUAUUCGAAUGAGAUGUAUUCAUAUUACGCUGUUAACAGAUGGAUAUAUUAAUAUUUACACCACGAUUUUAGCUACGUUAAACAUUUUAACUAAAAUAGUAUUCAUAUACAAAAAUAUUUUAGCGAUAUUUAAAUUUUACAUGUAUUUUUCAGAAUUUUCAAGCACGGGUUGAAUCCUACGGGAAACUGUAUUUAAGUCAUCUAUAAACUGUGUUUGACAUGUUCUUUAAAAUACUAUAUUUUGAUGCCUCUUCAUUGAAUAUGAUUCCAGAAUCUAAAAGUAUCAACAAUCAAACAUUGCCAUGGUUACACGCCAAUUCAUGGAGCAAAACAAAUUACACGUACGUGCACGUACAAGUACACCUUGAGAGAAAUAGACAACCAAAGAUAAUUUUGUGCUUAUGCAAUUAUUAUGAAAACCAUGUAAUUUAUAUGCAUUGAUGAUUAUAUUCUUUGAAAAUAAAGGGCUAUAUUUUAACUAAAACUUUUUAAAGUUGUUUCUACUUUGACGAUCAUAUUGCAUCCACUUCCACAAGAGUGACCUUAACAAUCUCAUAGUCGAGAGUCGUGUGUGACUUGAUCAGUUCCAUGUUCGUGACAUAUUAUAUUCCCAAACUAGUCCCGACAUAAACUACUUGUUACUCGGGACUUUAGCCACAUUCAUGUCGGACUGACUAAUGCGCGAUAAUUUUGACAAUAAUUGAGACCGGCAAUUACCAUUAUUCUGAUAAUCAUCAAAUCUUCAUGCCUUCAACGAGAUCGAAGCUAAUAAGAGGUCAUGAUUUAUCAUUAAGAUUACCACUGGCAUAUACACGGUGGGCCAAAAACGCAAGACUCAAGACUCCAACUUUUUCAAUAAAAUGAUAGGACAAGUCCUAUAACUUUGAUUGUAUUUGAUCUGGAAGACGGAGUUCAAUUGGUCAACCACCCCUUUUGAUGAUAGCUUUAAGUAUUGCCUUGUAUUCGCGAAUGCAACUAACGCCUGUCGGCUAACGGAUUAACCUGCUAUU
Molecule: messenger RNA, 3170 nt
Organism: Owenia fusiformis
Lineage: Eukaryota; Metazoa; Annelida; Polychaeta; Sabellida; Oweniidae
Source: the annotation of a GenBank genome assembly